AUUUAUCUUCAGUUAACACUGCGGUUAAAACUGGGGUUAACCCCCACUUUUAGAACAUCCAGGCAUAAUCCCACAGAUCAGCUUUACACCAUGGCUCCUUGGCCAAGCACAGACAUCAAAUGUUUGGCAGAAUUACUAUUGCAGCAACACCAGUAGUGUCCUGUCAGAAUAUGCAUCUUAAUGCCUACAUUUUCUUGACUUUUACAGAAAUAAAAUCAGCUUCCAUAAGAUACGCAGGGUACAGACAGUUAUUACUUGGGCCCAGGAGGAUGGCAGGACUUCGGGAACUGGAGACAGAUGCCAGUGAUUUGCCCCCAUGGCUAAUGCUGCUACUGGAUGAGAGCACUUCCCAUGAAACUAUUCCACAGAAACAAAAGAAUAAAACUGAUAUACUACAACGAGUGAAGACAGAGUUUUUGGAAGUAAAACAUUCUACAAAUAACCUUAUUGAGACUGGUAUCAUUGAGAAAAGAAAAAACCGUGAAGUCAGAAUUAAAACUCUACUUAAUGCUUUAAUGGCAUCAAAAAAUAAGACUAGUCUGUCUUUACUUCUGUUACAAUUAAAGCAUGAACUGAGAGAGCCCAAGUCUUGCAGCGUCUUUUGGUUAGCAAUGCUGAAGAAAGAAGCUACUGAACUGGUCGGUGAAACAGAUCAAAGACUAAGUGCCACAUUAGAGAAACUCAGCCAGUUUCACACCUUUUCUAGCCAAGCUGUGCCCUAUUCCAAGGAGAAAAUGUGCCUGCUUACACUUUCACUUCCUUCUGAUAAGCUUCUCCGGCCUGCAGUCCAGGAUGCCCUAUUAUUUCUGACUGAAAAUGUCAUCCAGCUGCUGCCUAGGCACCUAAAGCACUGGUACCAAUAUCGGAAGCUUCCAUUCUCUUCUUAUAGUUAAAUCACUUGAAUAUGGUAGCAUCUUGCUGUCACUUACAUCUCAUUUUCAGGGUGACACUAAUGUGGAAAUGUAUUGUGUUGUUCCAUGUGUGUUAUUUAAAAAGAAUAACCUGAAGCAAGGUAACUUUGUCUUAA
Molecule: messenger RNA, 1027 nt
Organism: Lepisosteus oculatus (spotted gar)
Lineage: Eukaryota; Metazoa; Chordata; Actinopteri; Semionotiformes; Lepisosteidae
Source: RefSeq, a predicted model, not a curated record